AUGUUUGAAGAUCUUCUCGCGAAAACCUCUCUAGUCCGCGAUAAUGUCAUGGAUAAUGUCAUCGAUAACGCCAAAGGACUCUUUUGUAAUGGGGAGAACAAAAGGAUCAAAGGCGAAGUUUCAGAACUGAAGAAAGAAUUGAUGGAAUUGGUUGCCGGCAUGGAUCAAUUUCUUCAUCCAAAUGAUCCCGCAUCGAAAUAUUAA
This is a messenger RNA of Glarea lozoyensis ATCC 20868, 204 nucleotides long. RefSeq lists its product as uncharacterized. The transcript has a single exon. The record is from RefSeq and is a predicted model, not a curated record. NCBI's taxonomy places the organism in Eukaryota, Fungi, Ascomycota, Leotiomycetes, Helotiales, Helotiaceae. The coding region runs from base 1 to 204 and encodes 67 amino acids.